GGCUCUGGGCCCAGGGCAGGCAGGAGAAGACCCCGGGUUGCUGGGGGUCCCAUGAAGGACCCUGAACACACACCCAGACAUGGCUCCGUGCCUCAGUUUCCCCAUCUGCAAUGGCAUGGACAUCAAGGUGUCCGCACAAACUUCUGUAAGCAGCCCUUCCAGCCACAGUUUCCCUGCUUUGCUCCUUCUGAGCUGCAACUGCUGUUCCCAUGCAGGAGCUUUCUCAAGAGAGUUUGACCCACAAAUUCAUUACAGACACAGUUCUGAGACACAAGUCCAGGGCAUUCCCAAACAUCCUCUGAAAAGAGCAGCAACAGUUCUACCCAGGGCACAGAUGAAUCCUAAAGGAAAGGACCAGCUUGUCAGCAGUGCACCAGCUGGCACAGCCAAGAGCAAGAGCUUCAACAACCAAACUUGGCUGUCCUGAAUCUAGCACAGCACCUCACCUGCCCUUGAACUCAGCAGACUGUAGAAGUCCAUCCGAAAAUCCUUCAUUUUUUGCCUCACAAUUGUCAUGAGAAAAGACUACCGAAGGGUUAAAGCUGCUGAGCCGGUUGGGAAAGAAAGUCUCCUGCUUAUCUAGUGUGUUCACAAGUGAUGUUUGCAGAACACGCCAUGCUGUACUCGGAGGGGGCAUGCUGUCCUUUUCUGGACAAUUGAACUGGACUUUCUUCCAAACUCCUGACCUGGCUAGACUGAGCUCUGGGGUGGUUCCCCUCCGCUCCAUGAGAAGACCCCUCUUGCCUGUCUUCAACCACCAUGACGGACCAACAGAGAUGCGAAUCCCCUCAUCAAGGAACCAAGAACCCCUCUGGCACCCUAUUGACACCCCCAUGGCACCCCCAUGGCACCCCCCCUGGCAACCUCCUUCCAGAGACUGGGACUGUACUCCCUCCCAACUCAGGGAGGGGGAAAAACCCUAACGUACCUGUGAGCAUUCGGCCAUGAAAACAAUGGACUUCUCCCCUCCAUGGAAACCUAAUUUCAGUUACCUUCCCCCAACCAAGAACAGUAUAUAUAUUUGGGUUCGGCCCGACUGUCCUUUGAGAUCUCCCCAAGACGUGUACCAGCGAGUUUCGGCGGCGGGACCCUGAAGACAUCACGUUUUGGUAGCUAUACCCCAUUCCCUGACCUUCUUUCCUCCCCUUUUCCUUGUCUUACCCUUCUCUUCCCCGGAUCCCUUAACCAAAUGCAUAUUUAGCUGUGGUUAUAAUCAAUAAAACUGCACCUUGUUGAUUUGUUACUGCAAAACCCCUGUGCCUCUUGUUGGUUAUUUUUGCACCCAAAAAUCAUUCGUCACCCAUUUAUUUCGGGCGGACCUUCACAUAAUUGGCGUCACGGACAAGGAUUCCAGCAGCCAGUGAGAUUUUUCAGGUUUUGUGUAGUUUUUAACCUCUCACAGACUACACACGCCAAAGCCAAAUCUCACGCUCGAUUGAGCACAGAGGCUCCAGAAUUGACACAAAAGAUUUUUCGGUGCAAAAGCAGGGGAAAUUGUUACUGUCAUUUCUGAUACUGAUUUUACCGGCACGGACACUGACACUGAUACUUCUCCUGAUCAUGAUAUUGAUGCUGUUACUGAUAUUGAUACUGAUAUUGAUACUGUUGUUGUUGUUGUUGUUGUAUUUGAAUUUAAUCUGAACCUGUUACUUUUGUUUUUGAGCUGAAUUUGAACCUGUUACUGUUUUUUUUUACUGCUUUAUUUUGUGUACCUGGACUGUCUAAAAGGGAAGGGGCAGACUUGAAGUAAUUAAGCAGUGCCUUUUAGACAGAUAUUGUCCCUUCACCUACACAGGGAGCGAGGGGCGGCCCAGCGAAGGCUGAGUGGCUUUUCCCUGUUCUAGGUUUCUGGUCCCCUCACAGAGAAAACAUUUGUGUGUGUGUGAGUGUGUGCGUCUAGACUGUCUGGAAAGGAAGGGACAAACUGAAGCAAUUAAAAUAGUGCCCUCCAGACAGAUUUGGUUUCUUCAGCUAUCUAGGGAGACAGAGUGGAACAGAACUCUGUAGGAUUGUGUAACUUGAGUUCACAAAUCAGCUCCCUGGUAUAGUCCUAGUCCAUUCACACAAAAUGAGUGAAAAUCUCAAUCCUAAAGCAAAAGCUGACUUUUACACGUUGCUUGCUAAAUACCAUGCCAAACGGUCAUCUGGAGGAGAAACUUGGGCAGAGAACAAUUGGUUUAAUUUGGAAAAUGUCAUUGAUAGAAUAUGUUCUCUGCAUAUGAAUCAAAAUUUAAAAUGGGUAAAAAUAAAAACAUUCUUUGCUCAGUUCUUGGAGCAUGUCUUACUGCAGCCAUAGAAAACCGCUGUAAACGGAGAACUGAGGAAAUGGUAAUUAUAGAUUCCCUUCAAAAUUUGGUUGAAAUUUUGCAAAAACAGUUAAAUGAGGACAGAAAUGAAAUUUACAUGCUGCAAGCUGCUCUUAGGGAAGAACACACCAAAGCCAUACACAAAAUCAACUCCUCUACAGAGGAGGAAGAAAAAGUAACACCUUACAUUAAAAAGAUUUAUCCUUACAAAGAACUCGAGGCAGUAAAACAAAAAGAAUCUGAAACAGCUAAAAAUUGUGGGGAAAAAUUGUUGUCCUCAUUUGAGACCUUUUAUUAAAACUGAAUAUAAUUACAUUAAUGAUGAAGACAUGGAUCCCCACAUAACAACCAAACAAACACCAUUCAGUGCUACCGAAUUAGCUAAAUUGAAAAAGGAAUUCGGUCGCCUUCCCCACGAAUCAGAAAUGGAAUAUGUGUUCCAUGUGUCCCUCACUGGCGGAGACCAGAUUAAGUUAACUGAACAAGAAGCCAGUGGUUACUGGGGACACGGUGUUUUCCUAACAACAGGAGAUAAGCGUGACUCCUGGUCUCUAACACAACGUGCAGCCUAUUGGGCCGGGGGAAUAAAUCCCCUGGAAAGGGGUGAUCCCUUAGCAAUUGCCGCUACCCCUGACCAAAUCCUAGAAAGUGUACAAAAAGCUGCAUGUUUGCAAAUGAUUCAUGAGAAAAAAUUAAUUCCUGGUUUUGAAUCCCCAAUGCAAUUGCCUGUGAAGCCUGAAAUUAUGACCCCUUUAAUUCGUGGGCUUCCAGAAACAUUGAAAUCAACCGCAAUCACUAUUCAGAAAACAGUUAUGGCUCUAAGCCCAACAGAUAGAUUAGAAAGACUUCUUAACAACUCCACUGAUCAGUCUGAGUCCACUGACACUGCACCUUCACCCUACACACCAACACAGACUCACACAACACCAUCUGAUACAUCUAACAGUAACCGCAAGACUUGGACAUGGAGUGAGGUAGCAGUUGAUUUAAUAAACUAUUGUAGACAGUAUAGGCCUGUAAAAACCCUGGAAGAAAAAUCUGAAAAAACAAAAGAUGUCCAGUUUAUGGGAACCCCUAACACUGAAAACAUAGAACCAAGAAAACAGAUUUCCAACAGACAACGCUGGUGGAUGCUGGGAAUAAAGAAAGGGGUUCCCCGGGACAUAAUGGAUGGUUUACCACUUGAAAAAUUGCAGAAAAUCAUAACUAACUGGAAUUUUAUGAGAUCAAAUACCCAGCCCAGUGCACCGAUCCCCCUCCCUCACCAGAAAUUAACAAACACUCCUACUAAUACACAGUUCAGUACACAAAAUACAUCACAGUCUUUCACACAGAACACAGGCAAUGAGCCAAAGUUAACCCUGCCUCGGAAUCUGGGCAGUGAGGCUGCAUCUCAGCCUCUCCCUCAGAACACAGCCAGUGAACCAAAAUUAACUCUUUCUCAGCUUCUUUCACAGAACUUGGACAGUGAAACCCUGGCUGCGUGUCUCCUGAAAAGCACCAGCAGUAAGCCAGAAGUAACUCUUUCGCAACUUCUUUCACAGAAUCUAAGCAACAUAACUGCCCACCCGCCCAUACCCCAAAACACAAACAGUGAAUCUUCACCAACAGAGCUUUCAGGAAACUAAUAUCUCCACCACUUACAGUGGCAGGAUUUUUUGUUGUUCUUGCUUUUACAGGUGAACCCCGAGGGACAUGAGAAUCAUCUGAAAACAUGAUAACCUUGCUACUCCUUUUCUGUAUUUUACCGCAAUUUCAUGGACAACCCCCUGGUGAGCAGCUGUGGCUUGAAGCCAUUGUUCAGCACACCAGUGCCCUCGGAACCUAUCCUAAGGGCCGUUACCCGAGUCUGGCAACCCUAGUGCAUCAUGACUCCAAGGUGUACCGCCCGAAUGAGUGGAGGUGGGACCAGAAUGAGUUGAUGAGAACCCUGAUGGGAAUGGUUGGUGAGUCAAUUCUGGUAACAUGCCGAAAAGUGGAAGGAACCCUCCAUGAAAAGGUCACCUCCAUCAUAAUUGCUGGAAAUUUUAUGGAAGCAGGCGGAAAGAAUUAUCUGAACAUCCCCUCAGCAAGAUUGUGUCCCACAAAGAAAUGCGGGUGUUCCAAAAUAGAAAGUCCCCUUACUCUGUGUUGUCGCCAGGAACAUGUUGGUAGUUAUGUUUCUAGUACCAAAACCACCAAUGUUGCAAUUACAAAAGAUUGUAAAGAUGAAUCAUUUGAUUGCUGGUACAGUUUUACUUUGGCCAAACCCACUUACGUGACAUGUCGCUGGGAGAAUGACACAGCUAGUCCAUUAGGACUAAGAGGCUUGGUUUACACAUUUAAGAUAAAUACUGUACCAAAACCCACACCGAGUGCUGUAAUUACACUCUCUCAGACCCUAAGUGAGAGCCUUUUUUCUAACUUCACAUCCCGAAUGGCAGGAGCAGCAGGGAACUCCUUCGAGUGGCCCUGGUCUCAUGCCUUCCUGCAAACCACCGGAUCUAUGGGAGAUGUCACGGGUCUGAACUUGCUAACAGUAGUUACACAUGAGGAUAUGUUGUACACCAGACAAAAUGGGAAAGACACAAAACCUGGCAGAUUCAAGGAACAGUGGGUGAGAAAAUUAGUGUUGGGUGCCGAAUGGUUAAUGGGUCUAAUUACAGCAAAGCGAGGUCAAUCAGUGUUUCCACAGAUCGGGAAAACGAACAGCAGCAAAUCUGCACGCACCCAAGCGUACGGGAUUGCUGGUACAGUUUCACAUUAACCGGCACUACAGAGGUAAUUUGUCUCUGGGCCAAGGAUACUCAAGGCCUUUCUUUUAAAUUUGUAAUUAAUGUUGAAACCACUGCUCCCACUGUCGCCACUGUUACCACUUCACCCAUACCACCAGUCACACUCAUCCCGAUAAUUUUCGAGAUUGGACCUUAUGUGAUCAGGAAAACUGGCCAACAACAAAUAUUGUUCAAUCCGGCAUGGUCUCUCAAACAGGUAAAAUUGCUAAUGCAGAACAAUGUUUCAGACAUUGAACCAGCCUGUUCUCCGUUCCUGCAAACCUCUUUUGAAGGCUGGACCACUUGGCUUGGGAAACGAAGCUCCUUUAAGAGGACACCAAGGGAUAUGACCGGUGUUGUGGGUACAGGAUUGGGAAUUCUGAAUAGCAUUGACUCUGAAGUACUAAUGAACAAAUUGGCUGCUACAACUAGAGACCUGACCGGAUUGCAGCAACCACUGAGGUCAUCUCUGUCAGCCUUAGGGACACACCAGUGGCUGCUGUCAAACAUUUUGCCAAAUUGGGAAAGAGUGAAUGUGAAUGAUCACAAAUUGGUAAUUGAUGCACUUAGUGCUACACAGAACAAUGUUUCCUUAGCCCUCAGCUGUAUCCAGGCACAAUUGUGGAUGCAAUCUGUCUCUGCUGCAAUUAUAAGAGAGGGCGAGGAAGGCACCUUCCCCACAGAAAUUCGGAAAAUAAUCUGGGACAGUGCCACUGAAUUUGAAAGAGAAUUCCAAUCCUGGUGGAACCUGGUGAACUUUACCUAUGAUCCCAUUUCAAACACAGCCACUGCUUUUGUUCUAACCAUACGCAAUGCCUCUGUACAUUUGGUCUUCCCUGCUAUUGCAUUAGGAUUAAAUCAUGACGGAGAUGUUCUCUAUCCUACUGAACAUAGGGGAUGGGCCCAUCAGGUCGAUGACAAAUGGCAAACUGUUAACCUGGAAACUUGUAUUGUCCGAGACAAGCAAGGGUUUAUCUGUGAAAGCAAUGCAAUUGUAGCUCAGGAUAUGUUUGGACACAGAGCAGAACAUCUGUCAUUUCGAGAUUCGUCCACAUGAGGAUACCCAGACAGUUCUUAUAUACAUAGGCAAUGGCUGUGCAUGCUUUAGAAGGACAUGUGAUUCUGUCUUUGUAGAAGAUGUUGUGGUAGAUGCAAAGAAUCAUUCAAACUUUUGUGCUUGUAACUUUACUAAGAUAGUAGGACGCGAUUUCUCUUAUGAAGCUCCAGUUACUUCUCACCACCUACUGCAAUCCAACUACACGCUGAUCCAGAAGCUGAUGCCCACUCCUAUCGGAAUGAAUCUCACCCUCGUGAGACAACUAUUGCUCCAUCAAGACCUGAUUGACAUCCUCGAGAAAAUCAAGGAGAGCGGACAGAAGACCCUGGUGACUGUUCAUCACAACGUGAGACAAAUACACUGGGUUAUGGAGAGGGUAAAACAGGAUGCUGAGCAUAGGUGGUGGGAUACUUGCUUUGGGUGGUCACCUACUGCCACAGGUAUUCUGAACAGUGUGUGCCAUCCAAUUGUUGUUCUUUUGACCCUAGUUACGCUUGGCUUUAUCUUGUCAGCAGCCCUAUUCAUUUUGAAUUGGAGAAUGAUGAAAAAGCUUAAGAAACUGUCAGCUGUAGUCAAUGCACACCGCUUAGCUGAUGUACUCUAUACAAUAGAUGUCCCCAAAACACUUGAUACGAAACGGUUACGAAUCAAGCACAUGUGCUUUAGAACAACUUCUUAAAUAUCAAGUAUGACUUACAGAAAGUUACUUUAAUUCUUAGAAAAUAAUUUUAAAAGACGAUGAUUAUAUUAUGAUUUGUUUGUUAUUUUGAUUAUUUGUGAUUUGUUUUAAUGAUUUUAAAAUUGUUAAACAAAUGAUAUUGCUUUAACUGAUUAAUAUUUUUUGAAAUUGUUAAAAUUAAUCAUAAUUUUUUGAAAUUGUUGUAACAAAUAACCACAUGUGAAGUGUUAUGAUGAUCAAUAAUAAUUAUGUUUAUGUUUGUUGGUUCCCUUUUUCCCUCUUUCUUUUCCUUCUCUUCCCCUUUUACCCCCUCUCCCCUGUCAUCCCUACUUUUCCGGGGUUAUGCUACCGACGUGCAACGAGUUUCGAAGACACUCUAGAGCUCAGCUGAUGAAGAUUCCUCAAGACAAUCGUGAGUCACGGGGUCGUGUAGAAGUCCAUCCGAAAAUCCUUCAUUUUUUGCCUCACAAUUGUCAUGAGAAAAGACUACCGAAGGGUUAAAGCUGCUGAGCCGGUUGGGAAAGAAAGUCUCCUGCUUAUCUAGUGUGUUCACAAGUGAUUGCAGAACACACCAUGCUGUACUCGGAGGGGGCAUGCUGUCCUUUUCUGGACAAUUGAACUGGACUUUCUUCCAAACUCCUGACCUGGCUAGACUGAGCUCUGGGGUGGUUCCCCUCCGCUCCAUGAGAAGACCCCUCUUGCCUGUCUUCAACCACCGUGACAGACCAACAGAGAUGCGAAUCCCCUCAUCAAGGAACCAAGAACCCCUCUGGCACCCUAUUGACACCCCCAUGGCACCCCCAUGGCACCCCCCUGGACUGUACUCCCUCCCAACUCAGGGAGGGGGAAAAACCCUAACGUACCUGUGAGCAUUCGGCCAUGAAAAUAAUGGACUUCUCCCCUCCAUGGAAACCUAAUUUCAGUUACCUUCCCCCAACCAAGAACAGUAUAUAUAUUGGGGUUCGGCCCGACUGUCCUUUGAGAUCUCCCCAAGACGUGUACCAGUGAGUUUCGGCGGCGGGACCCUGAAGACAUCACGUUUUGGUAGCUAUACCCCAUUCCCUGACCUUCUUUCCUCCCCUUUUCCUUGUCUUACCCUUCUCUUCCCCGGAUCCCUUAACCAAAUGCAUAUUUAGCUGUGGUUAUAAUCAAUAAAACUGCACCUUGUUGAUUUGUUACUGCAAAA
Melospiza melodia melodia is the source of this 7981-nucleotide messenger RNA. RefSeq lists its product as uncharacterized. NCBI's taxonomy places the organism in Eukaryota, Metazoa, Chordata, Aves, Passeriformes, Passerellidae. The record is from RefSeq and is a predicted model, not a curated record. Bases 2636 to 3934 code for a protein of 432 amino acids. The transcript is spliced from 2 exons.